UCACGUUGCGUCGUGGAUUAUUUGUGUUUUUCUAGUUUUUAGGUGUUUCAGUUAACUGCAAAUUAUUCGUUGUUAUAUAAUAUAGUUGAUUUCUAUUAUUUCACCGUACAAACCUGUUAAAAAACGGUUUAAUGGCGUACCAGGUGACCCAGCUACCAAGUCCCCUAGCGAAGUUGGGUGAGGGACCAGUUUGGGAUAUCGAUACCCAGAGCCUCUACUAUGUGGAUAUUUUAACACCCACCAUUCUGCGUUACGAUUACAAGGAAAAGCGCACGUACAGCGCCAAACUGGAUGGCGCUGUAACUAUUUCGUUCAUUGUGCUCGUCGCUGGAAAGCCGGAGCACUUUGUCAUCGGCGAAAGCAAUCGGGUGUUGUUGAUCCACUGGGACGGUCGAUCGGAACAAGCCAGUCACGUUAGGACGCUUGCUGAUCUGGGCGAGUCCCACCGCAAUGUUCGUUUCAACGAUGGAAAGGUCGAUCCGUCCGGUCGUCUGUAUACCGGCACGAUGCUGCGCGGAGCAUUUGGCGAUGCAUUUACCCAGAGUGAAGGACAAUUCUACCGCUAUGACAAUGGCACAAUGGUGCCACUGAAGGCUAACAUUGGCAUUUCGAACGGUAUCACUUGGGACGAACCGACCAAUCCGUUGCGGAUGUACUACAUUGACUCACCAACGCUGGAGGUGAAGUCGUUCGAUGUUGACGGGGAAGGUGAUUUGAAGAACGAGACCGUGUUCGUCGACUUUCGACUCAACGGUACUGCUCCAGGUUACGUUCCCGAUGGUAUGACUUCUGACGUCGACGGUAACCUUUACGUAGCCACCUGGGGUGGCUGGCAGGUUCUGAAGGUGGAUAAAAUCACCCAAAAGGUUUCGCAAGAAUUCAAACUGCCAGUCGAAAGGAUCACUUCCGUAGCUUUCGGUGGCCCUUUACUGGACGAGUUGUUUGUCACGUCUGCAUUUUAUGUAGAUAAACCAGCUCCUGCUGGAGCUUUGUUCAAUAUUACUGGGCUACAGGUAAAGGGGAAGCCAAUGCAUAAGAUGAUUCUGUAAAUUUUUCACUUAGAAUCAUUUCAGUACGCUAGCAUGACAUAUGUAUGAA
This is a messenger RNA of Anopheles coustani, 1098 nucleotides long. RefSeq names its product regucalcin-like. The coding region runs from base 132 to 1049 and encodes 305 amino acids. Gene Ontology annotation, biological process: L-ascorbic acid biosynthetic process. The record is from RefSeq and is a predicted model, not a curated record. Gene Ontology annotation, molecular function: gluconolactonase activity; calcium ion binding. Lineage: Eukaryota; Metazoa; Arthropoda; Insecta; Diptera; Culicidae. The transcript has 3 exons.